Messenger RNA from Zingiber officinale, 3765 nucleotides. Its product is annotated as DNA-3-methyladenine glycosylase 1-like. Gene Ontology annotation, cellular component: protein-DNA complex; nucleus. Lineage: Eukaryota; Viridiplantae; Streptophyta; Magnoliopsida; Zingiberales; Zingiberaceae. Gene Ontology annotation, biological process: base-excision repair; DNA alkylation repair; base-excision repair, AP site formation. Gene Ontology annotation, molecular function: DNA-3-methyladenine glycosylase activity; alkylated DNA binding; DNA-7-methylguanine glycosylase activity. The record is from RefSeq and is a predicted model, not a curated record. Bases 104 to 1192 code for a protein of 362 amino acids. The transcript has 2 exons.
CAAGUGGUUACGGGUGGGUGAUGAAUGGGUGAAAAAGGAAAAAACAGGGAGUGUGCGAUUACGUGGAACCACGGAUCUGGUUGAUUUCCUUGGAAGAAUCAAGAUGCCCCCACCGUCGCCGCCGCCUGCAACCCGAUUCCCAAUCUCCGCCUCCGCCUCUGCUUCUUCCGCUGCCGAUCGCUUCCUCUCCGCCUUCACCACUCCCAUGGAAGACGUGCCUCGCCGUUCCGCCCAAUCUACAUCGCCCUCUUCCUCUUCCCCUAACCACCUACUGUCAUCCGACCCAUCCGCCGCCGCCACCUCUUCAGCCCUAACAACCACCAACCCGACCGUCACAGACUCCGCAAUCUCCACCCGCCCCCGAAAGGCCCGAAGGGUUUCCUCCGACGACGCUUCCAGGAAAACACCCUCUUCCGCUCCCCGCCUCCCCAUCCGCGUCAUCCCCCGUCCGCUCUCCGCCGACGGCGAAAUCGACGUUGCCUUCCGCCACCUACGCGCAGCUGACCACCACCUCGCCCCCGUCAUCGACUCGCAUGAGCCUCCCUCCCUCCAGUGUCUCCAUCCGCCCUUCCACGCCCUCACACGCAGCAUCCUCUACCAGCAGCUCGCCUUCAAGGCCGGAUCGUCCGUGUAUACCCGCUUUCUGUCCCUUUGUGGCGGUGAGGAAAGCGUUGUCCCUGAGGCUGUCCUCGCCCUCACCCCGCAUCAACUGCGCCAGAUCGGUGUCUCCGCCCGCAAGGCCUCCUACCUCCACGACCUCGCGCGAAAGUACCACAGUGGCAUCCUUUCCGACGCUGCCAUUGUAUCCAUGGAUGACAAGUCUCUCUUCACCAUGCUCACCAUGGUCAAGGGCAUUGGCGCCUGGUCCGUUCACAUGUUCAUGAUCUUCUCACUCCACCGGCCGGAUGUCCUUCCUGUCGGAGACCUUGGUGUUCGAAAGGGAGUGCAGAUGCUUUAUGGUCUCGAGGAGGUUCCACGCCCUUCGCAAAUGGAGCAGCUUUGUGAGCACUGGAGACCGUAUCGCUCUGUUGGGUCUUGGUACAUGUGGCGCCUUGUGGAGGCGAAGGGCACACCCACUCUGGCUUCAUCAAGUGCUGAAGGUGGAACACUUGAUAUGGCUGACAUGGGAGGUGGAACGAUGCAGCAACCACAGCUAAUUGAUCCAGUUCAGAUGCUUCCUGGUCUUGGAUGAAAACUGGAACAAUUGAGGAAAGAAAGAGCAUAGGGAAAAGAAUCCAGGAGAGAGAAAUGAUUCCCUAGUUUGUCUUUUCUUGGGAGGAAAAAAAGAAGGUAAGUUUCCAUUCUAAGCCUUGUUUAUGUUGUUGUUGGUUCACAAGGCUUGCUCGGAGUAGCACUACAUUUGCAAAACUUCUACGAGAUAGGGUUACAUUAGGGGAACCUGUGAGGCAUAUGCGAGCUGGAGGUUGUCUGUGAGAUCGUCCGUGAGCUUGGGUUUCAUUAGAGGCUUCCUCAAUGCUUCUUUUGUGAGGUCUUCCACGAUGUCUUCCCUCAUUUCUUCUUCAUCUGUCAUUGAUUCCUCCUACGGAUCAGUGCUGACCAACAUCAUCUUAGAAUGCUAUCUGUACCAACAGCGCAUAUUGUUUCAGUUGGAGACUGAAAUAUGAAAUUUCAGACCUUGACUACAUAAAGUUUAAUGCAAAAUAAGAUUCAUAUAGCAAACCCCAAAUAGUCGAGACUAAUGACAAUGACGAUAUGUAUCUAGUAGUAGUUGAAUGAAUAAGUACAUAGAGUUGUGGGGUCAAAGCUCCAUAUCUCUAACUUCCUGGGUCAAUACACCUAUCAAGCUAAUACAUAUCAAAUGUUGGUGGUUUAUUUAUCUGAAUAUGCGGGACAAUAAGGCCAUAUCUACAAAUGUUGAUGCUUGACUAGACUUGACAGGAAUCGGCUUCUUAUUACUUGGAUCCACUUUGAGUUUUAUUUGCAUAACAUUGAUUUAGUUUUUUUUUUCUAGAGCAUUUUAGCCUAUGUAAAUAACACUAGCUGACCUGAGGCUAAUUAUGUUAUAGCAGCAACACCUUUUGACUAUGUUCAGCACAAUCUUUCUCUUCUAGAGUUCUAACCAAUUACUUGACCAUUUGUAGAAAUUUUGUUGUAGUCAUAAAAUGGUUAUUUGCAUUACCAUGCAACAUUUACCUAAUUCAACCCACUCUGCUAUCACUCUUGAAAUUAAGACACAUAAUCUGGGGACGGAUUGUGAGAGGCGCCUGGGUGACUCAACUUUUGCUACAAUUGAAAUUAAGACACAUAAAUGAGGUAACAUUGUCUGCUACCUAUGGACCAGGUUCUGCUGCAUGUACCUGCAGUGAUACUCUGACUAGAUUUCAUGUAUCGGUUCUUGGACCCACAAUCCUAUGCCAAUGACAGAGCUUCACCCUUCUAUGUACCAAUUGUAGGUUGAUGACAUUUCAAAGGUUGUUAAAUUGCCACAUUUUGAAGUAAGAUUACAGGCAAGGAAACAAUUUGAGCAAUUGCAAGAUUGAAGUCGCAAAACCGAAAUCCUAGGAUUCAACCACAUUUUUUGAAUUUAGCUUCUGCAGGUUCCAAUGUCAGAAAUUUAUAGGUUAACAUUGGACCAUUUUAUGAUCCCAUGGCACUUAGUUUUGGUUUUGGAGAAGAGGCAAUGAAUUAAUUAAUUGAUUACGUGGAAACAGUUAACUAAGUUGAUCUGAUUCACUAAUGUUUUUGUUUGUUCUUCCAUUGUUUUAUUUCUUUCCAAAACAAGCCUAAUUCAUCCUCAUGAAAAAUAUUUUAGUGAGCAUUAUAAGAUAAAUUACCUGUUAAAUAUCAUCACAUUGCUUGUUUCAGCUUUCUGGAUGUUAAUCAGUUGCUAAAAUUCGAAGAGGUUGAUAAAAAGUUUCAUUUAUGUGUUCAUUCAACUAUUAAUUUUAGUUCUACUAGUUUGCUUGAUGAUCUUUGUUAUCAUUUUUGCUGAAUAUUUCUUAAACUCUAAUGAAAUCCACAAGAUGUGACUUGGACAACCGUUUAGAUUUCUAUCACAUAACUUGCAUUUAUUUGAGACGUUUUGACAUAUUGACUAUAAGCAAAAAAAUUCCAUCUGGGUAAACAUUUUUUCUUUAAUUGAUCCGAUCCACACUAGUCGCAUGCAUCUGUCUUCCAAGAGAAGAAUCACAAGAAUCUUGCACUAACUCGAUAUGAUCCAUAUUACUUGCUUGCAUGCGUCUUCAAAGAGAAGAAUCUCUUUCCUGGUGACUCUACUGAACAUCUCUAGUAAGAGAGACAAGUGUUGUUUUCUGUUUUGAGAAUUAGCUUCUCUCGGCAAUAAUGAUGCUUGGAGUUGGCCAAGGUUAUGCCACCAUCAUUGAGUUUAACCUCACUGGAGUUGUGCAUUAAGGCAGGAUAUCUGUAGAUUUAGAUGAGUACAUUAAUAUUUAUUUCGAGCUUAAUAAAUUUGAAUAAUUCAGUGUUCCUAUCAUAUAGGUACACUGGCCGAGUUUAGUGGUUGAGAUCUGUUUCAGAACUGGUAGGUUCCUAGCUUUUGUGUCAGCUUUGAAGUGAUGUUCGAGUGGAACUAUCAUGUUGCCUCUGGCACCGAUGUUAUGCAUGCACUAUGAAGAUAUCCAGGGGUUGGUUCUUUUAGAUUAUCAUAUGUUUAUUUGAAAACAUGAGAUUCAAUAGAUAGUUGACGGUCCAUAUCGAUGCUAAGUAUGGCUGCUUAACUAUCCAAAUGAAUAGUAAUCACCUGUAAGCAAUUUGGUUUGUAAUGUGAACUGUGACUUUGACUUU